CUCUCUCCAGCUCUUUCCCACUAGGCGGGUGAGCGAGUGCGGCGCGGCGGCGGCCGGCUUGGCCGCGGUGUUCUAUGGGAUAGUGGUGGAUAGAGGCUAUCCUCGGUUCAGAGCGCUAGGGCCAGGCAGGAGCAGGGAAUGAAGAUGGCGGACGCCAAACAGAAGCGGAACGAGCAGCUGAAGCGCUGGCUCGGCUCCGAGACCGACCUGGAGCCGCCCGUGGUCAAGCGCAAAAAGACCAAGGUGAAGUUCGAUGACGGCGCUGUCUUCCUGGCCGCCUGCUCCAGCGGGGACACGGACGAGGUGCUGCGGCUGCUGGAGCGGGGCGCCGACAUCAACUACGCCAAUGUGGACGGGCUCACCGCACUGCACCAGGCUUGCAUAGAUGAUAACGUAGAUAUGGUGAAAUUUCUGGUGGAAAAUGGAGCAAACAUUAAUCAACCAGAUAAUGAAGGUUGGAUACCUCUACAUGCGGCUUCAUCCUGUGGAUAUCUUGAUAUAGCAGAGUAUUUAAUUAGUCAAGGAGCACAUGUAGGAGCUGUGAAUAGUGAAGGAGACACUCCAUUAGAUAUUGCUGAGGAAGAGGCAAUGGAAGAGCUGCUUCAAAAUGAAGUAAAUAGACAAGGGGUUGAUAUAGCGGCAGCUCGAAAAGAAGAAGAACGGAUAAUGCUUAGAGAUGCAAGACAGUGGCUUAACAGUGGCCGUAUAAAUGAUGUCAGGCAUGCAAAAUCAGGUGGUACAGCACUUCAUGUCGCUGCUGCUAAAGGGUAUACAGAAGUUUUAAAGCUUUUAAUACAGGCUGGCUAUGAUGUAAAUAUUAAAGAUUAUGAUGGCUGGACACCACUUCAUGCUGCUGCUCACUGGGGUAAAGAAGAAGCAUGUCGAAUUUUAGUGGAAAACCUGUGUGAUACGGAGACUGUCAACAAAGUGGGUCAGACAGCAUUUGAUGUAGCAGAUGAAGAUAUUCUAGGAUAUUUAGAAGAAUUACAAAAGAAGCAAAAUCUGCUUCAUAGUGAAAAACGGAAAAAGAAAUCUCCCUUAAUUGAAUCUACAGCCAACAUGGAUAAUAAUCAGUCACAAAAGCCAUUUAAAAAUAAAGAAACUUUGAUUAUUGAGCAAGAAAAGAAUGCAUCUAGUAUUGAGUCUCUGGAGCAAGAGAAAGCAGAUGAGGAAGAAGAGGGAAAGAAGGAUGAAUCCAGUUGUUCAAGUGAAGAGGAUGAGGAAGAAGACUCAGAAUCUGAAGCUGAAACAGACAAAACCAAACCUUUGCCAUCUGUAACUAAUAAUACAAAUAACAUCAGUGCACAACCAGCUUCUGUAGCUGUGACAGCAUCUUCCAUAACCACUGGUCAAGUGACACCUACAUCACCCAUUAAGAAGUAUGAUUUCAUUCCUCCUAUCAUGCCUGUGGCGGAGUCAGUACAUCCUGCAUCAUGGAGGCAGGGCUUGCGCAAAACUGGCAUUGUUCUUGUGCCCAAUAAGGGUGAAAAGUCUAUGUUUCCAACUUCAACAACCAAGGUUUCUCCCAAAGAGGAAGAGAGAAAAGAUGAAUCUCCUGCCUCUUGGAGGUUAGGUCUUCGAAAGACUGGCAGCUAUGGGGCACUCGCAGAGAUUACAGCUUCCAAAGAAGCUCAGAAAGAAAAGGACUCUACAGGUGUUAUGCGUUCGGCUUCAAGUCCCAGACUCUCUUCUUCAUUAGACAACAAAGAAAAGGAGAAGGAUAAUAAAGGAACUAGACUUGCAUAUGUUGCACCUACAAUACCAAGACGACUGGCCAGUACAUCUGACGUUGAUGAGAAAGAAAACAGGGAUUCAUCUGCUAGCUCAAUACGUAGUAGUGGUUCUUACACAAGAAGAAAAUGGGAGGAAGAUGUCAAGAAAAACAGCUUGAAUGAAGGACCUACAUCACUAAAUACAAGUUAUCAAAAAAGUGGCUCCUUUGGUAGAAGACAAGAUGACUUGAUUAGUUCUCAUGUUCCAAGUACUACGUCAGCACCAACAGUUACCUCUUCAGCUGGUCUUCAGAAAAAUCUGCUUUCCAGCACAAACACUACUACAAAGAUUACAACGGGUUCUACUUCAGCAGGUGUACAAAGCAGUACCUCAAAUCGUUUGUGGGCUGAGGAUAGUACUGAGAAAGAAAAGGACAAUGUUCCUACAGCAGUGACCGUUCCUGUUGCGCCAUCUGUUGUAAAUGCUACAGCUACUACCACAACCAUGACUACAACUACUUCUGGCACUGUGUCCUCCACGUCAGAGGUCAGGGAGAGACGGAGAUCAUACCUCACUCCUGUUCGGGAUGAAGAGUCUGAGUCCCAAAGAAAAGCUAGAUCCAGGCAAGCAAGACAGUCCAGAAGAUCCACACAGGGUGUAACACUGACUGAUCUUCAAGAAGCUGAAAAAACUAUAGGAAGAAGUCGUCCUACACGAACCAGAGAACAAGAGAAUGAAGAAAAGGAGAAGGAGGAGAAGGAAAAACAAGACAAAGAAAAACAGGAGGACAAGAAGGAAUCAGAAACUAAAGAAGAUGACUUUAGACAAAGAUAUUCCAGAACUCUUGAGGAGCCCUAUCAUCGCUAUAGGCCAGUUUCAACUACAACUCCAACUACGUCAUCAUCCUCUUCGCUUUCCACCUCCACUAGUUCUCUUUCUACUUCAAGUCAAGUAAACAGACCAAACAGCCUUAUAGGUAUAACUUCUGUUUAUCCCAGGAGUGGAACAAAAGAAAAUGAGAGAGAAGGCCGGAAAAAAGAAGAAGAGAAGGAAGAAGAUAAAUCACAGUCAAAAUCAAUAAGAGACAGGCGGCGACCAAGAGAAAAACGAAGAUCUACAGGAGUUUCCUUUUGGACUCAAGAUAGUGAUGAAAAUGAACAGGAACACCAGUCUGAUUCAGAAGAAGGAACAAAUAAGAAAGAAACCCAGAGUGAUAGUCUUUCACGAUACGAUACAGGAUCAAUCAGCACAUCAUCAGGCGACCGUUAUGAUUCACUGCUGGGGCGGUCUGGGUCACAGAGUUACUUUGAAGAACGAAAACCAUAUUGUAGUAGGCUAGAAAAAGAAGAUGCAACUGACUUUAAAAAGCUUUACGAACAGAUUCUAACUGAAAAUGAAAAGCUGAAAGCACAGUUACAUGAUACCAACAUGGAGCUGACGGAUCUUAAACUACAGUUGGAAAAGGCCACUCAGAGACAAGAAAGAUUUGCUGACAGGUCACUCUUGGAAAUGGAAAAAAGGGAACGAAGAGCUCUAGAAAGACGGAUAUCUGAAAUGGAAGAGGAACUCAAAAUUCAAUCUUUGAGACAUUUAAAUGAGCGACUGCUGGCUGAGAAUAGGGCCUUGACCAGAGUGGUUACAAAGCUCUCAGGGUCCUGUAGGCAACUACGUUCUGUGGACUUAUGCUACCAGACUUGAAGGCAGACAACCAGAGGCUAAAAGAUGAAAAUGGGGCCUUGAUCAGAGUUAUAAGCAAACUUUCCAAAUAAAAAGGUUUACUACAGCAGCAAAACGGUAUUGCACAUAUCUAGUAACUCCAGUGGACCAUGAUGUGGCAGUCACUGGAAGCUUGGGAAGAUUCCUUGGAGACUGUCAUUUUCAGAUAUCCUGCCAAAUGCCCUCUUACCUGUGUUCUUUUUAUCAGGAUCAUUGUUUCAUGUUAAAGUGCAGCUGCUGAGAAGAUAAAAUGACUGAGAAAUCUUGUUUACAGCUACAGCAAAUAAGGAAAGUGUUCAAGGCCAGAUAUGCCUCAGAUAUUUAACCAGUAAAGCCUUAGUUGUACAUAAACACUUUUUGCAUCAACAAAAGCUUUCAGCUCUCACAGAAGACAGUUACUCAUGUUGUGCCACAGUUCAUAGUUUUUCUAUACUCAGUUUUUUCUUUACAUCUACGUUUGGAUUUGUGUUUUCCCUUUUAAUUAUUCAUGUACCAGUUUUUUUUCUUGUACAGUGUUUUCACGGCUUUAUCAUUUGCAGAGACCACACAACCCUUUAAAAUACAUCUUUGUGUUGCUAACUAGAAUUGUAUUGUCCAACCACCUGGAACAGAAAUGUUUGGUGGAACAUUUGCUUUCACUGUUUGUGCAAUAUGCAUUUAUUUCCUAUACACGAUGCUUUAAAGUCAGUUGAAACUAGAAUUAUUUUACAAGUCCUGUUUUCUGCCUUUAUUGGUCACUUUAAAAAAAAAAAAAAAAGUUUGUAGUGAAACGUGUUAGAUCCUGUAAUCUUCACAUUCAUUUUAGCAGGUACUGAGUGAUGCUGUAUAUAUAAAUGUGUACUGUUUUGAUUUUCAGACCACCACGUGGCAUGCUUGAAUAUCUUCCCUAUUGCAAAUGUCUGCUAAUGCAAAUUAGGCUACUCCAGAAUAGUGUGUUUAACAAAGUUCAUUGAUUUUUAUGGUAUAAUGAAUUUACACAUUGUACAUUGUACGGAGCCCUAUCUUGACAAAAGGUUUGAACUAUAAAAUACUUUUAUUACCUUCUUCCUCCCAUUUUUUCAUUUGAUAGUGUUCACCAUAAUAAAAGUUACAUAAAUAUAACUGCUUCACUACAUUUCACAUACCUGUAUUUAUCUGAGUGCUGUCCAAAACUGUUGUGCUAGCCAAAGUAAAGUUACUAAAUCAUUUGAAAAACCUAACCCAUUACACUCACAAUGUUUAUAUGCACUGUUAUUGCCAUGUGAAAAGGCAUCUGAGUUGAUACCACCAUCAUGUUCAGACCAUUUUAUACAUUUCAGAGGCCUUUUUUUAAAAAAGUACUUAAGUGAAGAUUGCUUUUGUUAGAAACAAACAGCUUUUAUAUUUUCACUAAACUAUACAAGAUGACAUCUUAUUGGCACAUAGACUAUUGCCUAAUACCACUGAACAGUUCAGCCAUUAAAAUAAAUUGUACAUUGUAAAGCUUGUAGUAGCUAUUGUAUUCUUGGUUAUUGUAUACUAUAUUAAAUGUGAAUUUGUACCCCUUCAUUUAAAAAGGUCAUUGUGUUCUACUGCCUACUUCUUGGGGAGGGGUUUUGUUUAAUUGGGGUGGGGAGGGUUUUUUGUGUGUGUUUUGUUUUUUUGUUUUAUUUUUGUUUUGUUUUGGUUUUUUGGUAAGGGGAACAUGUUCUUUCUGUUUGGUUUUUUGAAGAUGUAAGGUUAUGCUCUUACUACCAAGCUCAGGAUUCUUGAUUUUAAAGGUACAAGGAUAGUUUUUGAGAUAUCUUGUUAUAAUUGAUCUGUAUGAGAGAUGGGUCUGAAUAUAGGGAACCACCAUUGUCUUACGCUAACGUAAAAGGCAGAGAAUUGAUCAGUUUGAAUGGAUGCAACAUGUUCAGUUCUCUUAUGAGACACUUAGGCAUAUUCUGGAUUAUAUUUGGUAAAGUUUGGGUGCCUGUGAAUGAGUAAAUACGUGUUUCUAAUAUUUUAGUGUUUUAUAUUUAGGUUAUUUAUUCUUUAUCUAAAAACCGAACGGCUACUGUGCUAUAUUGAUUUUAUUGGUAGUACUGAGCAGACCUUGUAUCUGCAUGAAACUAGUUGCAAAACCCACUCUUUUGGAAAAAAUGUAUUUUGACAUAUACAAAUAAAAUGAAUAAAAACUAUUUUAAAUGUG
Molecule: messenger RNA, 5581 nt
Organism: Trachemys scripta elegans
Lineage: Eukaryota; Metazoa; Chordata; Testudines; Emydidae
Gene: PPP1R12A
Product: protein phosphatase 1 regulatory subunit 12A
Exons: 27
Coding region: 139-3411 (1090 amino acids)
Biological process (GO): signal transduction
Cellular component (GO): cytoplasm; Z disc; A band
Molecular function (GO): enzyme inhibitor activity; phosphatase regulator activity; protein kinase binding
Source: RefSeq, a predicted model, not a curated record